Molecule: messenger RNA, 1714 nt
Organism: Exophiala mesophila
Lineage: Eukaryota; Fungi; Ascomycota; Eurotiomycetes; Chaetothyriales; Herpotrichiellaceae
Exons: 2
Coding region: 1-1194 (397 amino acids)
Biological process (GO): DNA repair; DNA-templated DNA replication
Cellular component (GO): DNA replication factor C complex; nucleus
Molecular function (GO): ATP hydrolysis activity; DNA clamp loader activity; DNA binding
Source: RefSeq, a predicted model, not a curated record
AUGGCUUCUUUCUUCGACAACAAAGCCAGGGCUGCCCUUGCAUCAGGGUCAAAGGCGAAGCCCACGGAAGCCGCCAAACCACCACAGGCUCAGCCUUGGACCGAGAAAUAUCGCCCAAAGACGCUAGAUGCAGUAUCGUCCCAAGAUUCGACCACUACGAUCCUGAAACGCAUGGUCAACGCCUCGAAUCUUCCCCAUCUCCUCCUCUACGGUCCCCCCGGCACGGGCAAAACUACCAGCGUUCUUGCACUGUGCCGGGAGUUGUUCGGGCCAGAGCUAUUUGCCAGCAGGGUUCUAGAAUUGAAUGCGUCUGAUGACCGGGGAAUUUCGGUUGUGCGCGAACGAAUCAAGACCUUUGCGGCCUUGCAUCUUGUUAAUGCCCCUGCGUCAAAGGAAUACAGGGAGAAAUACCCUUGUCCUCCAUUCAAGGUGAUCAUCCUCGAUGAAGCCGAUCAGCUUUCACAGGAUGCCCAGGGAGCACUUCGUCGAGUGAUGGAGGUCAAUUCAAAGAUCACACGAUUUUGCCUGUGUUGCAAUUAUGUCAGCAGAAUCAUUGAACCAGUGGCAUCCAGAUGUUCAAAAUUCCGUUUCAAGGCUCUCGAGGACAAUCAAGCCAAGGAUAGACUGGUCCAUAUUCUAAAGUCGGAGGGUGUCAACUAUGACAAUGGAGUAGUGGAGCGAUCUCUCAAAGUUGCUGAUGGAGAUCUUCGGAGGGCGAUCAAUCUACUACAGAGUGCCGCUCGGCUUGUGGGCACAACUCCAGCGACCGCGCAACCCAUCAAGAAGACGAAGACCAUCCCUGACGACUCCGACGAAGAGAUGGAAGAUGCUGACAGUGCCUCCGCGCCCAAAACCAGGAGCAUCAAAGUUUCCGAUAUCGAUGAAAUCAGCGGGGUCUUCCCUGUCGAAUCAACUGACCGAUUAUUUUCUAUAAUCCAGAAAGGCAACACAAGCAAUUACAAAGCCAUCGCAGCGGAGGUCACUGACAUCACAGCGUCAGGGUAUGCUGCUAAUGAGGUGGUUCUCAGUCUAUACUCCAAAAUUCUCUACGAUGAACUCAUCAAGACUGAGAAGAAGUAUAAGCUGGCACAGAUCUUCUCCGACUUUGACCGCAGGCUCAUUGAUGGUGUGGACGAGCAUCUGUGUUUGUUGGAUUUGUCCUGUCAAGUGGCCGGCAUUCUGGAGGCAAAAUGAACGGUGACUGGACGAUCAUAGAAUUAAAUCACACUAAGUCACGCCAAUGCUAUCUGUGGGUCAUACCAGAGUCCUCUGACAGGCAAUCCAGAUGGCAUCUAUGUCGCACUCACACAUUCGCCCACCGCGGGACUGGAAUGCACAUAUAGGGAUAGCGCAGAGCGUUGGUUCCGGUGAACCCCACUGACAGUCCCCGACAUGAACGCAUCUUUGGUGUCCGCAGGUGUCGAGCUUCACAUGAAUAACCGCCAACACAGGAUACUGAGAGAGUUGCGACAACGCAACGUCGGGUCAAUUUGAACAUCUGAAGGAGCAGCAAAGUGCUGUUCUGAAGUAGCUUCCUCAUUGUCAGAGUGAGCUGAAUUGGCACUCGACUAAAGGGUGGCAUCUCAGCGAGCACAGAAGAAGAUGAAUUUGCUCAAGUAGAUUGUCCUGCAUUAACGUCGCAGCAGAACACCAGCACAGGCGGUGCGCAGGCUCAAAGUCCAGCGGGAUUGCUUACAAAAAAGGUACUAACAAG